Molecule: messenger RNA, 2526 nt
Organism: Phaeodactylum tricornutum CCAP 1055/1
Lineage: Eukaryota; Bacillariophyta; Bacillariophyceae; Surirellales; Neidiaceae
Exons: 2
Coding region: 931-2457 (508 amino acids)
Molecular function (GO): protein binding
Source: RefSeq, a predicted model, not a curated record
CAAUCACAUAUAUGUAAUUACAUACGAUAUUUACAAAUCGAUGAUGUGGUGUGAACGAAACGAAAAAUCGUUCUUCACUUGAAAGAAUUUCGCUGACAGUGAAGUGCUUUUCACCGCUUUGAAAACAUUUCGUAUAGAGGGAAUGAUUUGCAGCCAAAGUCUCUGUCGUUGCUAACGGUAACCUCAUAAUGUUUGAUUGAGCUCCAUUAUCUGAAGACAGGCUUUUGCCUUCACCUGCGGUGAAUGGGUUAGACCCGCGACCAGCAUUUGUAUCACUGGAACAAAAUGUCCGCUGGCGGGCUUAAUGCUAUUUCCUUUUCACUGUCAGAGUGAACUUUGCAGGUACUCAAAUUCUUCAGUGUCAGGAAAAGGCAUCCGUCUGUACGAUUCGUCUGCUUGACACUUUGAGGCUUCUUUUUGAAGCAGAAAGAAGGUUGUAGGCGUGAAGUUUGAACAGCGGUAUGCUAUCAACCUGCUCAAUCGAAUAGACAAUGAAUAGAAAGAACCCACCUACCUUCAGUCAUUUUGUUGACCGACUUCUUUGAGCUUCUACUAACAAGGAAGCGUCGUUGUGAAUUGACCGUGAAUAUCGAAGCUUGUACAACGGUCAUUGUAUCCCUUUUCCUCUUAUCAGCUCGGGUUCCAUAGAGAUUGGGUCAAUAACCAUCACGACUCUCAGCUGCGCUCUCCAAAGAGCUAGGUAUUCACUGUCAAUCAUCGAAGAAGGUAAAUUUGAAAUAUCCAUGAUCUUGGUCAUUUAGUGAUGACUAUUUUCGUUGAAGCUUUCGUGAUUGCAUCCUUCGGUGGAUAUUAUAUUAUCAAGCGAAAGACUUAUUGAAAAAGUGGGAAGCAUUUAUUUACAUGACAAUAUGGCCAGCCCUAUAUAUGUCAACUUGGCGUAUCGAGGAACGCACCACGUAAACUUGAAACAUGUUGAAGUUCGUUUCCACUCACCGGCCUUCCUGCAUGUGGACACGCAGAACAAACAUUUUGGGAAUUCACUUCAGCGAUCACAUUUUUUACUCGGGCGGCCUUCUUGCUGUCUGCCAUAUUUACUCAUUCGUCGCGGACAUCAUGGUUGAUCUGAGAGCGCAAGAAUCCCAAGCCCAGCAGCAGCCGGUACGAUCGGGGGCUCGCCAAAGCCGCAUUCCGGCAACUUUGCAGGCCGUCUUCUUGGCAUCGAACCGCGGCAAAACCGUAGAGGGACCCCCACCAGAACAAGUUGCCAACAGAACUUUCUUUCGCAACUGGUUUCUUCAAAAGCAAACAAAAUCAAGCAAGAAAGAUUCCAGCAUGAAGGUCAAGAAGAACAAGAGAGAUGAUAUUUCGUCCAAUCCUGUUCAGGGUUCCGAAACGUCGAUGAACACUCUCUUUGUCAAGUACCUCACUUUUCGGAAAAAUGUAAUCUUGGAGAGCAAGUCGCAGUUACCAAUCCCUUUCAAAGAGCUUGAGGAAGGUUCAACUGUAUCGCCCCAGGCUUUCCUGGACACUAUGAUUAGCGCCCGUGGAUAUUCCACGGCAAGGUUUGAAACGUUGCACACAGCCUAUUACAACAUGCCUACUCCUUUGCAGCAAGCUUCCUAUGACGUCUAUCUCAUCGAAGUUGUCAAGAAGGGCGGUAUGGAGACGCUCCGAUCCCUCAUGAAAUCAGGAAUUUCCCCAAAUCCAUGCAAUAAGUUUGGGGAAAGCCUGUUGCAUACUGUUUGUCGUCUUGGAAACGUGGAUGCAUUGCGGGUCAUGUUAGAAUGUGGGACGAGCCUGCAGGUUUCCGACGAUUACGGUCGGACACCCUUGCAUGACGCCUGUUGGGCUGUCAAGCCCGCCCUGACCGUUGUUGAUGUCAUCCUCAGUCACGAUCCAAACCUUCUCUAUCUCGAGGAUUCUCGAGGGGCCCUACCGCUCUCGUACAUACGCAGGGAGCACUGGUGUGCAUGGAUUCCCUACUUCAGAGCCCGAAAGGACAUGUACUGGCCAGACUUGUCGGGUCACGGAAUGCCACCGCGUGAGCAGUCACCACCAGCCUUGUUCAUGGAAAGACCCUUCAGCGCUCCUCUACCGGAUCCCGCGAAUGCUUUAACCUGCGAAUUGGCCAAACUGGUCGCUUCGCGCCAGAUGCUACCGGGGGAAGCGCAAUUUUUGAAAUAUAGUAUGAUGGAGGAAGAAGGUUCCUAUAGAAGCGACACUGAGAGCGAAGAGUUUGAAGGAUCGGAUGAUGAUGAAAGUGGCAGCGACAGUGAGCUCGACAGUGACGAAUUCGAUGAUGAAGACGAAGAUGGGAGUUAUUAUAGUCUGGAAGAAGAUGAAAUGGCGGACAUUCUCAGUACGUUGACGGCACGGGCGGUGCCGUCGAAAGAGGAUAAAACAGCAACGGGACAACAGAAAUAUUUGUUUUCCCAUACCAGCACACCAAGAAAUGACACCGUACCUCUACUAAAGGUGUGUGUCAGGGGACUCUAACACUUAAGCUAACAAAUGUGAAAACAUGCAUAAUAACCAAAAACCAAAUGCGUUUGGUCAAUCUAAACG